Molecule: messenger RNA, 9050 nt
Organism: Vombatus ursinus (common wombat)
Lineage: Eukaryota; Metazoa; Chordata; Mammalia; Diprotodontia; Vombatidae
Gene: N4BP2
Product: NEDD4 binding protein 2
Exons: 18
Coding region: 295-5640 (1781 amino acids)
Molecular function (GO): ubiquitin binding
Source: RefSeq, a predicted model, not a curated record
GGCGGCGGCCCGGGCUACCCCUCUCCCCCGCCCACCUGACUGGUUGGAGUCGCGGACGCUCGAUGCAGCGUCCUCCCGCCUGAGGACCAGCAAGAAUUGACACUAUGCUUCGUAAAACAAUCAACUGUAGUGAUUUCAAGCCUCAACCUUGGUUUCAGCAGGGUGAUAUCAGUUAUAUACAAAGGGCCCCGUUACUACUGGAUUAUGCAAGUUAUUUGUCCCUGUUUCCUCUUGAGAUAUGACUUAAAUAUCAUUCAACUUGAAUAAUAAAGGAACUGAUUUUUAGAAAGCAGAAUGCCAAGGAAAAGGAAAAAUCUUGGUGGAAGUCCUGCUAGGAAGUCUCUGAAUACAGAGGAUGUUGCAUCCAAUAUUGCUCAUCGUGAGGAGCCGACAACUCUUCCUACAGUACCAUCUCAGCCAAGUGUCGACAAAGAGAAACUCUUAAACAGCUUGUCAGAGAUGUUUUCUGACCUGGAUCCUGAUGUAGUUUAUUUGAUGCUUUCAGAAUGUGAUUUCAAAGUUGAAAAUGCUAUGGAUUGUCUCUUAGAACUGUCCACUGGUGCCAAAGGAAUGUCAGCCUCUAAAAGUUUAAUAUUGGAGUCAGUUGCAACACCGCUUGCUUUUGUUAAUCAGCAUCUUGCUGAAGGAAAUGAAAUGAAUGAAAAAUGCCCUCAUGUAGAUGAAGACAGUUCCCAAGCAGCAGAUGUGUUCUCUGAUAUGCGACUUACUGAAGACUUGGAUUCCUUAAUACAAAAUGCAUUUGAGAAAUUGAAUUAUGCUUCUAAUGACCAAGUGUCUACACAGUCACUUUUGCCUUUGGAAAACAAUUUUGGUGGCCCUAGUGACAGUGGAAGGAGUUUUUCUUUGCAAAAAACGGAAAUGGACAGUGAAACAUUUGAAAAUUCUUCUGUGUUAAGUUCAGAACAUUUAACUUUACAUUCAGAUUUGAGCAAGUCCAGAAAUUGUAAAAAGGAUGCUGGAUGGCCUUUAACAAAUAGCAGUCCUAUGGAUGCCCAGCCUAAUAGCUUUUUCUCUCAACCUAAUGACUCUCUAGUGGUAUAUGUUAACCCCCGUCAGACUCAGAAUGCACUUUCAGAUGCUCAGAAAUUCGGAUGCCAGCCUUCUCAAGCCUGUGUACAUUUGGGUGCGAAUGAAUUAAGAACUGCUAUUAAUCCUCUUGUACAGAUUUCAGACCAGACAGAAGAUGGAGUGGGCACAUGUGGGGAUCAGAAUGGUGUUUCUGUGCCUGAUUUGUUUACACAAUCCAAAGGAUUUGGUUUCAAGCCACAGAAUCAUGCAGAACUACCACCACAGGGAAGUGACUUCAGCUUUUGCCCUGGAAUGCCACCAUUGCCACCCCCACCAGUGCUACCACAACCUUCCUGGAAUCCAAUGGCUUCUGCCUUUGAGCCUUUCCAAGGCAUCCGCAGCUUCAUUGCUCCAGUUGCAGCCAGUCCUCAGCCAGUGAUAUCGGUUUUUGACUACUGUGAACCUGGGAGAGUCUGUGCUUCUCUGCCACCCCCAGUUCUUUUUGGCACCUGGGAUAGAAAUGCUUCGCUGCCAAUGCCAGUGGCAUGGAGAAAUCAAGAUGGAAAUCCUUACCAAGUACAAGAGCCUCCUGCUUCUCAUACUGUUCGAAGAAAAACUCCUUAUGUAGGCCAAACGCUUGUACUACUCAGAGGGCUUCCAGGAUCUGGGAAAUCCUUUUUGGCAAGGAAAUUACUAGAGGAGAAUCCUAAUGGAAUUAUACUUAGUUCAGAUGAUUUUUUUUACAAAAAUGGACAGUAUCAAUUUGAUGGAAAUUUAUUGGGUGAAGCGCAUGAGUGGAACCAGAAACGAGCUAAAGAAGCAUUAGAGAAGAAGGUUUCUCCUGUAAUAAUAGAUAAUACAAACCUACAGGCAUGGGAGAUGAAGCCGUAUAUAAUUUUGUCACAAAAAUACAAAUAUAAAAUUCACUUCCGGGAACCGGACACAUGGUGGAAAUUUAAACCAAAGGAACUUGCAAGGCGCAACAUUCAUGGGGUAACCAAAGAGAAAAUAGCAAGAAUGAUGGAACACUAUGAACGUUAUGUUUCUGUGACACAUGUCCUGGAUUCUUCAGUUCCAGAUAGACCAGAACAUACUGAGUUAAGUGAACCUUCUCAUCAAGAAGAAAAUAUUAGCCUAAAAGACUCAGAUGAUUAUACUUGUUUGAAAGAAAAUGAUCUUUCCUCAUCUUUGAAGCAUUCUGAGAUAAGUGAAGAAAAACUCAAGUUGGUGACCAAUAUUUCUUCAUUUCAAGAGAAUAUGAAGUGUUUUCCUAUUGUAGAUUUAGAAAAAGGAGAACAAGAAGUAAGUGCCAUCGAACCUUAUUUUCAGAAAACUGGCAUUCAGGAAUCUGGAGAGCAUGAAUUAGCAAAUUCUGAAAAUAAAGAAAUAUUAGAUGAAUAUGAUGCAGAGGAAGAAAAUGUAGAUAUACCUACUAAAGGGCGAAGUAUUAAAAUAGAUACACCCAGAUCUGAAGAGAAUAUCAUGAUAAAUACUUCUUUUAGUGAAGGAAACCAAGACAUCAAUAGACUUCCAAAGAAAAUCGAAGUCCAGAGUGAAAACUAUGUACAUAGUGAAAUAUCUGCUGAACCAGAAAUAAAAAAUGAAAAACAGUUCAUGACACAAAACAAUUCAGUUUCAGAAAAAUCCCCAAAGCAUGAAUUACUAAAUUUUUUUGGUGACUGGCCAGUUGAGAAAACAAUGGGUCAGAGGAUCAAGAGGAAUAAAAAAACUGAAAAAACUUCAUCUGUACAAUGUAACAGAGAGUACAAUACUCUUGAAUCAUGCGUGGAAGUAGAUAGUGACAGGCAUGUAAACAUAGCUUAUGUCCAGCAACGAGAAUCAUUAGAAGAAAGUGGAGAGCAUAUCAAGAAUGUACAAUGUAAUGAGGAUCCAGAACCCUUAAGCAGUUGCAAUGAGCAUGAUGCAUAUAAAGGUGAAGAAAAAAAUGUAUCGGAAAUAGUUGAUAUGGGAGAUUGGCCUAUAUCAAAUUCCUUAGCUCAGAGAGAACACAGAUCAAGAAUGCCAAAAACAAAUUUAAGUGAAACUCAGCUAGAGUCUGAAAAUAAUCAGAGUACGAAUGAAACAUCUUUUAAAAUAGCAGAUGUGUUUUAUGGGGUCUUGGCAAAUCAUGAAGACCAGAGCAACUCAACUCAUGAAAAACCUGAAAUUUUAUCCUGUGAACCUAGCAGUGAGAAAAAUCACGAAUGCCAAUUGUCUCUUACUUUUACCUGCAGUGAUCCGGUGGAACCAAAAGUUGCACUUGAAUUUUCAGAAAGGAGGCCUGAAGAAUUAUCUUUUCUAGAUGUAAACAAAUGCUCACAAACUGAACCACAAGAUUUUGCUCUUUUGUGGAAAAUAGAAAAAAAGAAAAUUACCAUUUCUGAUUCAGUCAGGGUAUUAACAGGAAAAUUAGACGGAUUUAAGCCAAAAGAUUUUAAUGUUAAUAUCAAAUCAGAUAUCCAAGAAAUAAUUCCAUAUAGGGUAAUGUAUGAUAAAAGUACAUAUGUAGAAGAAAGUGAACUUAGUAAUGCUGAUGAGUCUGAAAAUCUAAAUACUCUUUGUAAGAUUUUUGGCUCUUUUUCAUCUGAAGCACUGAAAGACUUGUAUGAGCGGUGCAACAAAGACAUUAUUUGGGCAACUAGCCUUUUGUUGGAUUCCGAAACAAAGUUGUGUGAAGAGAAUGAGGAGGAAAGUUUACCAGAAUCAGACGAUGAUACACAAAUCGAGCAAUUUGAUGUAAGUGCAUAUUUGAAGGAGAUUAUCAGCCAUGGAGGGACUUCCAGUUCCAGUAUACAAAAAAAUGGCCAUGGAACUGGCAUGGAUCACAUUGAUACACAGCUUACCUGUGAUGAAGAAAGUAAAAACACUGGAAAAGCUGACAUAAAAGAUAUAAAUACUGAAAAAUCAGAAUUAGUAACAAGUAUUUUAUCUAGUAUUGUCAGAGAAGUAAGACACACCAAUGAAUUGCCUUCUUGCAUCAAUCAGACAAAACUUUCUGGUUCAGAUAACAUCGAACAGUCAGUUUUAGAUCUUUCAAAAAGUACUUUAAAUGAUAUAAACCUUAAAAAUAUGAAUGAAAUAGAUGGGGACUCUUUAGCCACAGAGUUUGGUUCAUGUUCUUUACAGGUUUUGCCUGAUAUUUUGAAAGCUACAUCUGAUACUUUAAAUGAAGAAACUACCAUUAUUGAAUACUUUGAAGGAAAGAAAAAUGAAAAUCUUACAAGAGGUGAUAAGAAAUUUCAGGUGCCUACUGAGGGAUAUAUUAAUGAGGAUAAGCCAGAAAUGGAAAAAAUUGUACGUGCCAAAUCACCAGUCAAGUUGGCAGGAGGAAUUAAUGAUGAAAGUAAAAUACCUCACUGUGAAGUAGACAAAGCUGAGAUUUUGAAUUCCACACCAACGAAACCUAAACCUAUGAAUAUAGACUGUCUGGAGUUGGCAUUACCUCCUGAAUUAGCCUUUCAGCUCAGUGAAUUAUUUGGGCCUGUUGGCAUUGAUUCAGGGUCUCUAACAGUUGAGGAUUGUGUGGUUCAUAUAGAUCUGAAUCUGGCUAAAGUGAUUCAUGAGAAAUGGAAAGAAUCUAUUAUGGAGCGACAAAGACAAGAUGAAAUAUCACAUGUUCUGCAUACUAGAGAUACUUCUGUCGUUGGGCAUUCAAAUCCUGAUACUCCUGAACAAAAGUCAUCUCAACGAACAGGCAAAAAACCGAAGUGUCAAAAUCCAUCAGAAAUGCCACUCUUCAUGGAUCAUUGGAAUACUCAGACUAAAAAAGUUUCACUUAGAGAAAUAAUGUCAGAAGAGAUCGCCUUACAGGAAAAACAUGAUAUGAAACAGGUGCCACUUGUGUUUGAAAAAAAUUGUGCUGCGAAAUUGAAGGAGAAGCAACUCUUGAAGAUGUUCCCAACCAUUAACCAAAACUUUCUGAUGGACAUUUUCAAGGACAACAACUACUGUUUAGAACAGACAGUGCAAUUUCUGAAUUGUGUCCUUGAAGCAGAUCCUGUAAAAACUGUUGUAGCCCAAGAAUUUGUUCAUCAAAAUGAAACUGCCUCUUCUUAUAAUACGCAGAAGUCUAAAGAGAAGAAGACAAAGAAAUCCAAAGAGACAGAAGAUAUACCAAGUGAUCCAUCUUUCCAGGAUUUUGAGUACCCUAAGUAUGAUGACUACAGAGCAGAGGCUGUCCUUCACCAGCAAAAGAGAUUGGAAUGCUACAGCAAGGCAAAAGAAGCUUAUCGCAUGGGGAAAAAAAAUGUUGCCACCUUUUAUGCACAGCAGGGUAGUCUCCAUGAGGAGAAGAUGAGAGAAGCCAACCAUCUUGCUGCUGUGGAGAUAUUUGAGAAAGUCAAUGCAUCCCUACUACCGCAGAAUGUUUUGGACCUACAUGGACUCCACGUAGAUGAAGCCAUAAAUCAUUUAAUAACUGUAUUGCAACAAAAAGCUGAAGAGCAUAAGCAGAAUGGUGGUAAACCGUAUCUCUCUGUCAUUACGGGAAGAGGAAACCAUAGCCAGGGAGGAGUUGCUCGAAUCAAACCAGCAGUCAUUAAAUACCUCACAAGCCACAACUUCAGGUUCUCUGAAAUUAAACCAGGGUGCUUGAAAGUUAUACUAAAGUAAACAGCUGAUUUUUUGUUGUUGUUAAAACUUGUACUGAAACAUUUGCAGCAAUUGAAAUUGACUUUGCGGUUAUACAAAUAUUUCCUUGGGAAUACUUUCCACUUUUACAGCAAAAUAAUUUGUGAUGUUUUUCAGAACUUGAAAGAAUCUUACUUUUUUACUAAGUCUAAUGCCAAAUAUAUUGCCUAUCAAAGAUGAAAAAAUACAGCAUACUUAUUGAUAACACAAUUUUAAAGAAAGCUAUGAUUGAUUACCAUUUAAAAGUUUGAUGCCCCCCUCAAUUCUACUUUCAGAUAGAAAAUAAAAACUUUGUAUUGCUAUUUUAACAUUUACAAAAUAUCUAUAGAUUUCCAUGUAGUAUGGAGAGUACUAGAAGGUAUGGUUCUUGCCUAUCAAAAUCUUGUUUUAAAAAACAAAACAAAACAAAAUGACAGCAAACAUAUUUGAAUUUGACACACAAAUCAAACAUCUUAUUAGUUGUCAUUUUAUCCUUCUAGAUACCAAGAGGGAUAAAAGGGACUGCUGGAGUUUUUUUUUUCCUUGAUUUGUGGGACCUCUCUUGCCUUUUUCCUGUGUAUGCCAUGGGUGAAGAGAGGGUGAGUAGAUAGGUAGAUAGGGACCCCUCCCACCAGUCUUACUCAUGCUCUCCUCUGCACUUAUUUUGAUAAAGGCAGGAACAUUUAAAGAAAUGUUUAGAUAGACCAUGUCAUUGGGACAUAUUCUUUGUUGUUUAAAUAAAACAGGCCCCUUAAAUAUAGUAUCUUCAUUCAAUAUAAGUAUCUUCAUUUAUGUUUGAUAUGGGUAAUGUCUAAAUUGUAGUAGAUUGAAAUCCUGUUAUCCAGCAUAGAUUUAGAAGACAUUCUUAACUCUAAUUUAAAAGAAAACCUUAAAGUUAAAGUUUUAACCAUAUUAAACAUAAUCCUCAAUGUUUUCUCAAAGGAAAAUUCCAUAGAUUUGCUCUGCUCGGUGGACUAGUUGUAUAUAUAUACUUUUGUUUCUUUGUAAUUAUUUUCCAUUAUGCUGCUUUACAAUUUUGAGCUGAGAAAAUUUUAAUGUAAUUUUCCUUAUGGGAUUGACCCCCCAUUAUAACAUCUUUAAAAAAUUAUUGUAGCAUAAUAUAUAGGUUUGUUGUUUUAAAAAUAUAGAAUAAAUUUUUAUAUUUUGGGGGGAAGAGAGUUUGACUCUAAAAGGUAGAAGAUAUUUUCCACAUUUAUUUAGCAAACUAAUUUUUUAGCUUAAAAUAUGAGAUCAGAAAUUCAGGAAUCAUCUUUCAGGUACUAUUUUACUGUAAGAAGUUCCCAAAAUUUAUAACUAUGUCUCCAAAAAGAAGAUACAUUUUAAUAAAAACAGAUCCCAGGAGCAUCUUGAAGUAUUUUUUUAAGAAAAAAUACACGUACUAAAUGCAUGCUUUUUAAAGGGAAACCUUACUUGUGAAGUUGUAUUUUCAGGAAAAAAAAUCUGAGUUUAUGUACAGUACAAGAAACAUUUUUAGUAGUUGCUGCUAAAGUAUUUUUCACAUAAUUACAUUUUAAACAGUUUUAUAAUUUGUUCAAAUCUAAGGAAAUAUUGAUAAUUUGGCUUAUGGUCUUUGUCCUAUGUAAAGAGCUGUAUGUGUAAAAAUAAAACCUAACUUUUUCCAUAAUUACUGCAAAAGUGUGAUUGUUAACAGAAGCAACAAUCUAUGUAUGUUAAUAAGAAAGUUUAAGAGGUGUCUUAAAAAUUUUAAUUGAGAUAUACAGCCAACUGAGUACUGGAGCAUAUGAAGCUUUCCGCUCAGUUCCUCAAUUUUCGUAUUAGGAGACCCAGUGACAAAAUAACUUAGUUGAUCACUUGAGUUGGAAUUAUUCUACUAUGUCUUCACCAUGAGUAGGGGUGUGGACAAAAUGAUCUAAAGGCCACCUAAUAUAUUGAAGUAAAAACCAAAUUGUUAGUACCUUGGGGUUGUACAUUGGUAGCUUGAAUCUAAUACCUUAUUUUUGGUAAAGAUGUUGGGUUUGUUUUUUUUUUUCUUGAUUAUUGAAAAUGCACCAUGAAGUUUUUGAUCAUUGAUGGUUUAUCCAUAAAAAUAUUUUUAUUCCAAACUUAUGCCAUUUCUCCAAUCCUCACUCUCUCCCUCUGGCACACUUUUGAACAACCUCUCUUACAGUUGAUGUGUGCUCAGGAAACAAAAGUUUAAUUAACUUAGGCAAAACAUAAUUAGGGAAAAAAAAUUACUUUUCCCUUCCAGUCAUAAAGUGCAUGCCAAAGAGAAUCAAUUUGGGGAUGAUCUGCUGUUUUAUGUGUUGGUUUAUCUGUGCCACAGUUUAUUGACUGUCUUUAAAAAUUCAUUUUGUAUUUGGUUACAUAUAGAAGAUUUCAUCAUUGAGUGUAACCUUUACCAAUAUUUAACAAGAAAUAGAGGAUAGAAAUGAUUUUUUAAAAAUGGAAAGAACUGACAGGAUAUUUUAGAGUAUUUAUUUUGCUUUUUUUUCCCCAAGUGAGAAAUGAUUGCAUGUUUUAUCAGAAUUUUUCACCAUUGCAUGUUUGCCUAUGUAUUUGUUGUUUUUAGAGCUUUCCCUUGCUGUUAAGUUUGUUGCUCAGGUUGGUAGAAUUAUAAUUUCUUUUAAAAAUAGAGUUUGUAUAGAUUAUGUGAGUGCAUCAUAGGAGUUGUAAAACAUUCUGAAGGCAUAGCUUGUGAUUUCUUUCUGAUAGUCUUUUUUAAUUUAAGUCUUUCCUAUGGUUGGCCACAGUGAUGGUAGCAAAUUUUUGAGGUGGUGGAAACUGGAAACCUUUGAAACUCAGGAAAUUGCUCCGACAAUGUUCUGCAUGAUCUAAAUUUAUGAAAGUGACCACAAAAAUAUGGUAUGCUUUUUCCUAUGUGCUUUUCGUUGGAUAUGGUUCUUGUGCAUUAAUACAUCUGUUUUGCUUUGUGAUGGGGGUAAAAUUUAAUAACUAUUGUACAGUGGCUUAAUCUUUGUUUAUCUUUAUUUACAUGGUGAAAAAAUAGACCUAAAUGUUUGUAUGGUAUAAAGUGUCAUUAAAAGAUCUAAUAAGAGUCUACAUAGUCUAUGUUAAUGGUGCUUGUAUAUCCUUUAAAUGUAAUUCAGGUUCACAGAGUAUUAACACAGAAUUAAUGAAGAACAAGACUAGAACCACGUCAGUAUCUCAACCUUUGUAUGCCUUCAUGUUGGUUGCCAAGUUUUGUUUUCAUUCUUCUAAACAUGAACUUUGGAUUCUGUGUCAAGUAAUGAGCCUGCUAUUGAUGAGUAAUUGAAAUAACUGUGAAAAUUCUCAUUGAAAUACAACAUUGCAGCUAAGGUUAUUAAUAUCAGUUCAUUGGAGAACAUAAUUUAAUUUUUCAGGCAGUAUAUCAGAAACUGUAUUAUAGAGAAAAGUGUAAUUUUGUUGUUAACUAUGUAAUUUUUUAAUUG